CGUAAAUUCAGUAGAAGAAGAAGAGCGGCAAUGGCGCCAUUGAGAGAUCCCGUUGUGAUCCUGAGUUAAGAUUGAAGACGUUGGUUUGGCGGUGUAUCGGUUGUUGUUGCAAUAAUGUCUUCAGUUCAGCAUCUGAGAGAGUUUAUCAAGGAGAGAUUAACUUCUGCUGCAGAAGAAAUCUUCUCAGAGAUUGAAAAAAUGAUCGUCCGGUAUGAGGAAGAGAUCUGUCAGCUAAGACUGCUUAAUAUCAGACCCAGGGUAAAGUCACACAAUACAGGUCUGUAUGAUCAGCAGUUCUGUGACCAGGAGAGGAGCUCCAGUCUGGACCAGCAGGACACAGAUCCUCCACAGACUAACGAGGAACAAGAGGAAAUCUCCACCAAUCAGGAAGGAGAGCAGCUUGAACUGAAGCAGGAGGAUGAAGGGAUUAAUGUGUGGACCGGAGAACAGCUGGAUUUGUCGUGGAAACCUGGAGUAAAGCUGACCAGAAUAGACCUCCCACAGCAACAUGAUUGUAAGGAAAGUGAGGAUCUGGAUGACCCGCAGGUCUGUAGCCAGGAGAGGAGCUCCAGUCUGGACCAGCAGGACACAGAUCCUCCACAGACUAAAGAGGAACAAGAGGAAAUCUCCACCAAUCAGGAAGGAGAGCAGCUUGAACUGAAGCAGGAGGAUGAAGGGAUUAAUGUGUGGACCGGAGAACAGCUGGAUUUGUCGUGGAAACCUGGAGUAAAGCUGACCAGAAUAGACCUCCCACAGCAACAUGAUUGUAAGGAAAAUGAGGAUCUGGAUGACCCGCAGGUCUGUAGCCAGGAGAGGAGCUCCAGUCUGGACCAGCAGGACACAGAUCCUCCACAGACUAAAGAGGAACAAGAGGAAAUCUCCACCAAUCAGGAAGGAGAGCAGCUUGCACUGAAGCAGGAAACCAAAGGCAUCAUCAUCUGGACCGGGCAGGAGCUGGGCAUCAUGUGGAACCCUGAAGUAAAGUUGCACAGAAUAGAUUUUCUACAACAUGACUGUAAGGAUGAGGCGGGGCUCACAAAUCAGCAGGUCUGUAACCAGGAGAAGAACUCCAGUCUAGACCAGAAGGAUACGUCACAGAUUAAAGGGGGAGAGGCAGAACUCCGUACCACUCAAGAGGAAAAACCGCUUGUCCUAAAGCAGGAGACUGCAACUUUUCCUGCUGGUGAAGCAAGUGACCACAGUGAGCCAAAACCAAGCAGUGACCAGCUCCUUUCUUACAACUCUCCUGUCACAGAUCAGGAUGAAAGCAAGGAUGGUAACUCACACAGAAAUGAGUCGGAGGCAGUCGUAUCAGGCCUGACAGUUCAAAAUUCCAAGACAGCACAUUUAUGUAGCCGCUGUGGGAAAAGAUUUUAUAGGUCAGAAACAUUGAGUCGACAUAUGCGAAUUCACACAGGUGAGAAGCCACAUUCUUGUAGCACCUGUGGGAAACGAUUUUUUAAGAAGUGUAAUUUGAAUAGGCACAUGGGAAUUCACACAGGUGAGAAGCCACAUUCUUGUAGCACCUGUGGGAAAAGAUUUAGUUUGAAAGAAAUUUUGAAUAGGCACAUGCGAAUUCACACAGGUGAGAAGCCACAUUCUUGUAGCACCUGUGGGAAAAGAUUUAGUCAGAAGAGUCAUUUGAAGAUUCACAUGCGAAUUCACACAGGUGAGAAGCCACAUUCUUGUAGCACCUGUGGGAAACGAUUUAUUAAGAAGGGUAGUUUGAAGUGUCACAUGCGAAUUCACACAGGUGAGAAGCCACAUUCUUGUAGCACCUGUGGGAAAAGAUUUAAUCAGAAGUAUAAUUUGAAGAGUCACAUGCGAAUUCACACAGGUGAGAAGCCACAUUCUUGUAGCACCUGUGGGAAAAGAUUUAGUCAGAAGAGUCAUUUGAAGAUUCACAUGCAAAUUCACACAUGUGAGAAGCCACAUUCUUGUAGCACCUGUGGGAAAAGAUUUAAUCAGAAGGGUAAUUUGAAGAGUCACAUGCGAAUUCACACAGGUGAGAAGCCACAUUCUUGUAGCACCUGUGGGAAAAGAUUUAGUCAGAAGAGUCAUUUGAAGAUUCACAUGCGAAUUCACACAGGUGAGAAGCCACAUUCUUGUAGCACCUGUGGGAAACGAUUUAUUAAGAAGGGUAGUUUGAAGUGUCACAUGCGAAUUCACACAGGUGAGAAGCCACAUUCUUGUAGCACCUGUGGGAAAAGAUUUAAUCAGAAGUGUAAUUUGAAGAGUCACAUGCGAAUUCACACAGGUGAGAAGCCACAUUCUUGUAGCACCUGUGGGAAAAGAUUUAGUCAGAAGAGUCAUUUGAAGAUUCACAUGCGAAUUCACACAUGUGAGAAACCACAUUGUUGCAGCACCUGUGGGAAACAUUUUAGUUCUUCAGUAGUGUUGAAAAUGCAUUUAGGAAUCCAUGCUACAUGCUAAAUAUCAUUCUUAGAAAAUGGUGAUGGUAGAACACAUAAACAUUGUUCGGAUCAUUUAAAAAAAAAACAACUUUCAAAAGGUUUUUGGAAGCUCAGUCUCUCUCUUCACACAUGGAGAAAAAAAACAGAGUUUGUCUCGCAACAUAAAAUGUGUCCACCUUUAUCACCUGUUUCUGACGUCAUUGUUUUAUAGUUUAUGGGAUUUGUCUUUGCUGAAGUUUUUUCAUUUUCUUUGUCAUGGCCUCGACAGUGCUUGAGAUAUUUUUUUGUGUCUUGAUAUAAAAGAACUAUUUCUCAAAAACACACUUGGAAAUAUCUGUUUAACAAACUACCUGUGUACAUGAGGUAGCCUUUAUUGAAAUCAUUUUUUUCUCUGAAGUUUACAGUUUGAAGGUGUUUAAAGCAGAAGACAGUUGACUAACUUUGCACUGUUUGCUAACUUGCACACUGCCAGAACUCCUGUUGGGAUUUUGUUUUUUAUAAUGAAAUUUAUACACUGGAUUGACAUUAAUGGGAAGUGCUUUGUAUAUGGAAAAGGAAUAUUUUAGGGAAUGACAAUGUUAAGCAGUUGAUCCAUGUUCGCGUAUUGUUUGUGACCCAUAUACUUAUGUUAUAAAUGUAAAUAAUAAAUGACCUAACUUGCA
Molecule: messenger RNA, 3076 nt
Organism: Oreochromis aureus
Lineage: Eukaryota; Metazoa; Chordata; Actinopteri; Cichliformes; Cichlidae
Product: zinc finger protein 2 homolog
Exons: 5
Coding region: 115-2433 (772 amino acids)
Cellular component (GO): nucleus
Source: RefSeq, a predicted model, not a curated record